Molecule: messenger RNA, 336 nt
Organism: Pochonia chlamydosporia 170
Lineage: Eukaryota; Fungi; Ascomycota; Sordariomycetes; Hypocreales; Clavicipitaceae
Exons: 1
Coding region: 1-336 (111 amino acids)
Source: RefSeq, a predicted model, not a curated record
AUGCAUGUCUUUCGCUUCACCUUCACCGUGACUGCAAAGUGCCUGUUCCUCGUCGCCCUGUUUGCCCAGCCAGUUUGCUUGCUGCCGCCCCAAAUUCCCUUUUCACUUCUUCUAGAAGACAGGUUUGUGGCAAAGAACGGACAUGUGCUGCAAUCGUGUUGCACAGGCUUCCAUGUCUCAGCCAGAUGCUUACCGCCUGUGAUCGACUCAGCAGGUCGGUUGUCUCAUCGUGUCCUCCGUACAACCCAGCACCGAGAAACUGGGCACGGGUGGCUGCCGAGAAGGCUUGGUUUCGCUGGCAUCAAUUCAAGCAGGCCAGCAUGCUUGAAUGUGUGA